AUGGACUUGGCUCGCAAUCCAUACUAUCGAUAUAAUUCGAAACUUUUAAUAAUUAUUGGGCAGUGGCCUUAUCAAACGUCUAUAAGGAAUCACGUGCAUCAGUUCCUUGUUCAUUUAUCUAUUUUCAGUGUAAUACUCCCACAGGUGAUUAAGAUGUUCGAAUCAUGGGGUGACGUUGAUAUUAUGAUUGAAUGUUUCACGCCCGUAGGUGUGCAAUUAAUAGCUGUUAUAAAAUCUGUCAACUGCAUGAUAAAUCGACGCAAGAUACGUUUAGUUGCUGAUCACAUGCUAAAUGAUUGGGCGACUUUAAAUAACGAAAUUGAACUUGCAAAACUUAAAACAUUUGCUGAAGGGAGUAGAAAAAUCUCUAUCAUAUACUCAUCUUUUUUAUUUGGAUCGUUGAUUAUUUAUUUACUCAUACCGAUGAUGCCUUCAAUUUUAAAUGUUGUUCUACCUCUGAACACUAGUCGACAACGAACUUAUUUGUAUCAAACCGAAUACUUCGUAGAUUCUGAAACAUAUUUUUGGUGGAUUGCAUUGCAUACUUAUUUUGGUACGGUCCUAACAAUAUGCACUGUAGUAUCCGUAGAUGCAAUGUUUUUCACAUACAUUCACCAUGUCUGUGGCCUACUUGCAAUCGUAAGUGAAAAGAUAGAAAAAACAUCAGAAAAAAUAAACUGGGCGAAAUUUGAUCUAAACAUUCCGCUGGCAGAGGAUGACUUUUAUGAAGAGCUUAAGUGCUGCAUCAGAAAACAUCAGGAUGCUAUCGAUUUAGCUAAACUCAUAGCAUCGAGCUUUUCUAGCUCAUUGCUCUUUGAGCUGGUUAUUGUCAUGGUUCUUUUAAGUGUCUCCCUAGUUCAGCUCUUAUUAAAACUAGGACAGUACGAUGAAAUGUAUAGGAUCAUACAAUUCAAUGCUGCCCAAUUUUUUCAUCUCUUCUUUAAUAGCUGGCCCGGUCAAAAACUUAUUGAUUCUAGUGUUCGUUUCAGAGAAUCCGUUUACUACUCAGGAUGGCAUGGAUUUUCUUCUAGAAGCAGGAGUCUACUGAAAAUCAUUAUGGCGGGUGCAAGGGAGCCAUUGAAAAUCACCGCAUACAAUUUCUAUGAUCUCUCCAUGGAGAAUUUUGGCUCGAUACUUCAAACUUCGUUAUCCUACUUCACUGUUCUAGCGUCGUUGAGAUAGAUCUUUUUCAAGUGUGGAGCAAGCAGCGAAAGGAAUAAAGUAUUUAUGGAAAAAUAGUAACGGUUUUUUAAAGAAGAAAUCUUAUUUUAUAAACGUUAUUCUAUAAAUAAAAUGUUUAUUACAGUAGGCUCAAGCAAUGUUGCACAUUUCAUUAUACUUACAUCCUCUGCAUAAUUCAGUCACUUUAUUAUGCGUUUUCAUAUAAACACUAUGUAACAACUGUUUGGGUCUAUAUGGCUUAAAAAGAUGGAGGUUGUAAGUUUCUCCCGCAAAUUCAAAUUUUGGCCGUCAUAAAAUCCUUGAC
This is a messenger RNA of Venturia canescens, 1486 nucleotides long. Its product is annotated as odorant receptor 13a-like. The record is from RefSeq and is a predicted model, not a curated record. Gene Ontology annotation, biological process: sensory perception of smell; detection of chemical stimulus involved in sensory perception of smell. Lineage: Eukaryota; Metazoa; Arthropoda; Insecta; Hymenoptera; Ichneumonidae. Bases 1 to 1182 code for a protein of 393 amino acids. Gene Ontology annotation, molecular function: olfactory receptor activity; odorant binding. The transcript has 9 exons. Gene Ontology annotation, cellular component: plasma membrane.